This is a messenger RNA of Xyrauchen texanus (razorback sucker), 3095 nucleotides long. RefSeq names its product arf-GAP domain and FG repeat-containing protein 1-like. The transcript is spliced from 14 exons. The record is from RefSeq and is a predicted model, not a curated record. Gene Ontology annotation, molecular function: GTPase activator activity. Lineage: Eukaryota; Metazoa; Chordata; Actinopteri; Cypriniformes; Catostomidae. Bases 341 to 2041 code for a protein of 566 amino acids.
ACAUCCGUUCCAAUUUCUCCAAUUCACUUUAAUACAAGUGAUACGUCUCUGCGUUGAACUGAACGCAUCUUCGCUAGCAGUGUAAGCAGAGUGGGCAGGCUGGUCGUUAAAACGUUUCACUUCAGAGUCCUCCUCUUCACUACAUCGCUUUUCGCCUGUUGUUCACGUGAGGUCCUUCUGAAGAACUCCGGUACAUCGUGUCUCCCUCUUCCUGGUUUUUUUGAUGCUCCAAGACCAGUUUUAAAGGGAGCCCGGCCCUCUAUUGUUUCUAUUCUGCUGGGGCUCGUACGUUUAUUUGAUUUUAUUUGUAUAUUUUAACGUUAUAUUAACGGCUCUUGCCAUGGCAGCGAGCGCAAAGCGGAAACAGGAGGAAAAGCACCUGAAGAUACUGCGUGAAAUGACGAGUUUGGCGCCCAACCGACAGUGUUUCGAUUGCGACCAGCGCGGCCCGACCUACGCCAACAUGACCGUGGGCUCGUUCGUGUGCACGUCCUGCUCAGGCAUCCUACGAGGCCUCAACCCCCCCCACAGGGUUAAGUCCAUCUCCAUGACGACCUUCACACAACAGGAAAUAGAAUUUCUACAGAAGCAUGGAAAUGAGGGAUGCAAACAGAUAUGGCUCGGUCUCUAUGAAGACAGAACCUUGGCCAUCCCAGACUUCAGAGAACCUCAGAAAGUCAAAGAGUUUCUUCAGGACAAAUAUGAGAAGAAGCGAUGGUAUGUUCCUCCAGAACAGGCUAAGACAGUUCACGCAUCCAUCUCUGGUUCAUCUGCUAGCAGUACCAGUAGCACUCCAGAGGUUCGACCUCUCAAAACUUUACUGGGGGAGUCAGUGCCCAGUUUACAUCUCAACAAAAACACACCCAGCCAGUCUCCAGUUGUGUCACGCACUCAGCUGACCCAACAGCAGUAUCAGGAAAGGAAGUUCGAUCUGCUCAGCGAUCUGGGUGGCGACAUUUUCGCGCCACCACACUCGCAGUCCACAGGCAACGCAAACUUUGCUAACUUUGCACAUUUCAACAGUCAUUCGGCACAGAAUGCUAAUGCGAAUGCAGACUUUGCGAAUUUCGAUGCAUUCAAAAGUCCUUCUCCGACUGCAGCGACAAUUCAGUCAGCACCGCAGGCCCCAUUUCAGCCCACACAAACAGGUAGCUCGUCAGGACUAGCUAACGCCAAUUUUGCAAACUUCGAUAACUUCCCCAAGUCGUGUAGUGCAGAAUUCGCCUCAUUUAGCUCAAACCAGAGUAACUCAGUGGGUGAAGGGCAUAAAGCGGAAGCAGCCAGUGUCCCUGCAGACAGAUACUCAGCCCUUGCAGACCUUGACAACAUGUUCAGCUCCACCAAAUCUGAGCCGAGUGCGAAUUCUGCCCCUCCAUCUGCAGGUGUGGGUCCACCCCCUCCACAGGCCACUGUGCAUGGUUCUGACCGUUACACUGCUUUAGGUCAACUGGAGAACAUCUUCAACACCUCAGCGCCAAACAUCGGCGGCUACAACACUGCCACUACAGCACAAGGGUCUAUGUUUGGAUCCUCUACUGUUCCUCCAGCACAAACACAACAGGGCAAUCCCAGCAUGCCUCAGGGUUUUGCAGGCAUGUCAACGAAUCCAUUCGUUGCUCCCGUGGCUCCACAGGCCACUCCCACUAACCCGUUCCAGACCAAUGGUAGAGCAGCAGGAGUGGGUGUGGCAGCUGCAGGCAUGUUAGGACCCCUGCAGGGCGAGGUUUACCCUGCGACCCUAUUUGCUUCCUUUGGUCCACCAUCCAUGAGUAUGCCAACAGGAUUUGGAAACACUGCAGCUUACAAUCUUCCCACCAGCUUCAGUGGAAACUUCCAGCCGCCAUUCCCUGGACAGCCCUUUACCCAGCCCCAGACAUAUCCACAGCAACCCAACGGAGGUUUUGCUGCCUUUGGUCAGGGUAAGGUCACUCAGUUCGGACAGAACAUGGCGGCGCCAGGAGUAGCCAACAAUCCCUUCCUGGCAGGAGCGCCAUCUGCUCAGUUUCCUGCAGGAGGAUCCUCUACAAACCCUUUCUUAUAGCGCACCAUUCUCCUCUGCUCCUCCAGGGGGCAACAUGUGACUCGUUCGCACCUCUUGCACUGUUUUGUUUCCCCAAGUAGCUUUAAAAACAUAAUUUCUUAAAGUAGAUUUUUAUUGGAUUUUAAAAACAAAAGACUGAAAAAAAAAAAACUGCAAGGGAAUAUAUAUAUAUAUAUAUAUAUAUGUGUGUGUGUGUAUAUAUUUUUUUAAUUAUCCUGUCUAUGGCAAUGUCCAUACAAACAAAACUUUGCGGGAGUGUGCGGAGAGAAGGGGCCUUUUUUGUUUUGUUUUUUGUGCUCCUUUUGUUGUUCCUGUGGACUGGGCUGGCGUGGAAAUCUUCUGUCCAAAGUGGCAGUUAACUAAGUUAUUGCAAACAUCUCAUUCAUAAUGCUGCAAUCUUGUAUAUUAUUCAAUUUUGGGUCUUUGUGCAUAUCAGUAUUUGUAUCUUUAACACACACGCAUUCAUAUGCUGCAUAGUGUAUAUGGCGCUGACGUCAGUCAUGCUGUGAAUAACGUUUUACGUUAAACAACAAUGUGGAAUCCCUUUUUGACAUCAUAAUGUCACCUUUUUACACUUAAGUCUCAAAACAAGGCAAAAAUUAAACAUUGUUUUGUUUUUCGAUAUGAGUUUAAAACAAGACUUUUGGAUGUCAAUGUUUGAACCUGGCCAGGUGUUAACAACCACUUAUGUUACAUAACUUUAUGUUAAUGUGUGUGUAUAUAUAAAUAAAUGAUAUAUAUAUAUACAAUAUAUAUUAAAAUUAAUUUUACCUAAGAAAAACAGUUAUGUUUUUGUAUUUUGACUUCUGGUCUUAUAUUAAUGAAAUGUGAUGACAUGAAAUGCCAUUCGCAACCCCAUAUUUGAAAAAAAAAAAAAAAGAAAACAUAUUCAAUAAGAAAAAAAGACUGGGCUUGAUUUAAACCUUUUUGGAAUUGUUUGGAUUGUGAAAAUUGGGUGUUCCAUACCAGAAUGGACGAGACCUAAAUAUGGGUUUGUUUAUGAUUAUGACUGAAGACAAAAAUAUUGCAUUAUAUAAUAAAAGGUCCAAAAAGG